CAUUCUGGGAGGCAGAUUAUCUGGACCACCAAAGUAAACGUUUGCAGUUUCUGGAGCUGCGAUGCAAGCCACAUAGCUGAUGUCCUCCAAUGGAACAGUUACUUCUUGUGGGCUCUCCUGGCACGAUUGGCCGUGUGCUGGUCUCGUGGACCGAUGGCGGCUUCAGCGAGAUGGCGCUGCUCAAGCGCACUGCAUGAGGAUUCAACAGGUUUAAAACCGAGUUUCCAAGAAGAAGUUUGUGUUUGUUGCAGCUAAAUUGUGGUCGACCGGGCCUGGUCCAUUUAAUAAUUGUUUCUUACCAACGCUACCUUCUUUGUUUCCUGAUGGCCCUUGGAGAACCUAGCUAUACAAGCCGAUCCUACCGAUGAAGAGCCACUCGACCAGGGAUGAAGUCAACAUUCCACCUGCCCCUCCAACAAUACGUCUCCUCAGCGUCUGCUGAUCCAUUGAUUAUGAUUGGUAUGAAGCCAACGAUGAGAGUAGAUACAGGGCAUCACACUCAACCCCCCACCGUUGAUGGCUUCUGGCCCUACUUGCAACAAGGUCUCUCUAUUUAUCACCAACACCAGCACCAUGAUCCCAAAAAUCUUACCUCAGAUCGACACCAUUGCCGGCACCUCUGCUCAUCCCAAGAUCCUUAAAAAAGAAAAUCCCUAGCCAUCUUAUGUCUCAUAAUCAGUCAUCGUGGCCACACCAUGCCUUUCCAGCAACUUUAGUCCCAAUUCCCAUUCUGGCUCACUUUCCACCGUUGUAGCUGCACAAUCAUGGUGGUGGUGAUGAUUGUGAUCGUUGCGACCUUGGUGGUGCUAAUAGUGACCGUGGGAGUAGGGGUAGGGGUGGUUAUUAUGGUGGUGGUGGAUAUGGAAUGCUGCCACUCCCUCAAGUACCUUCAUGUCGAACACCUUAACAAAAUGAUGUCCUCUUCUCCUACUUCCUUACUCUUGCUGGCACUGUCAUCAAGAAGGAGAAUAAGAUUGUGACAACAUCGAAGAGCCAGGUCUUGGUGAGGAGGUGAUAGGCGUUGUCAAGGAAAUGGGGAAUCUUAGUGCUAGCUAAGAUCCAAUGCAUUAGGAUGCUUGUGGUGCUCGAGUGGAAGAGCAUGGUGCUCGGCUCAGAAACAGGUAUGGGAAGACAUUAACUUAAAUCUUGCAUAUAAUUCAGGUCUUCUUAACGUGUCUGUCGUUCAUUGCAUUUUCUUCUCAUUUCAUAGAUUCAGAUGUUCACAAGAAAUUUAUAUGUAUGAGUUUCUUAAAUUUAAUCUUUGCAUUGAUGUGUUAAGUAAAAGAAUAUUCUUUUGUAGUUUAAUCACAUUAUAAUAGUCUGAAUAAUGCAUUUCUCAGCAUUGUUUUUUUAUUAUAGUUGUGGUUGAGCAUCUAAUUUUCUAAAAAAAAUAUAUAAAAUAUUUAUUAUAUUUUUAAUAAAAAAUGUUUUAUGCUUGCAUUUUGAUAGAAAAUAAUGCUAAAAAAUACAUCAUUCGGACAGUAGCCACGGGAAGGUAGCAUUGUUUCCUAGGGCUAGUUCGCCCGCUUCCCGGUGUACCGUUCCGUCUCCGCAAGCCCGGAGGAAAGAACCGUCCCCUUUGGCGCCAUCUCCUCUUUCUUCUCCCGCCAGUUUCCUCCCCUUUCCACCCAACCCUAGCCCUAGUCCAUGGCCGCUCUCCGGUCGUCUACUACCAAAACUCGAACUCUAACCUCCUCCUCCGUCUUCCUCGACUCCUAUAGAUCCUACUCCAACCUCUCCCCUCCCACCGCCCCUUCCCUCGCCUUUGAUCUCCUCUCCCGUGGCUCCCCUCUCCCUCCGAUCCCUCCCGACUUCCCCCGCUCCAAGCUCAUUCCCAGGACCCGCUUCAUCGUCGACGGAUUCCGCUCCGCCGGCGAUUUCUCCGUCUCCUACUUCCUCUCCCACUUCCACUCCGACCACUACGCCGGCUUGAGCCCUAGCUGGUCCAAAGGCCUCAUCUUUUGCUCCGAGACCACCGCCCGUCUCGUUGUGGAGAUCCUCAAUAUCCUCCCUUUUUUCGUAGUCUCCCUUUCUCUCGGCGAGACUGUGGAGAUUGAUGGAUGGGAUGUCACAGCGGUCGAUGCGAACCACUGUCCAGGCGCUGUCCAGUUCCUUUUCAAGGCCCACGGGUCCGAGAGACACCGGCCAGAGAUGUACGUACACACCGGUGAUUUCCGUUUCCGUGAUUCGAUGAAAUUGGAUCCCACUUUGUGUGAAUUUAUUGGUGCUGAUGCUGUUUUCUUGGACACAACUUACUGCAAUCCGAAAUAUGUGUUUCCCUCUCAAGAGGAAUCAGUGGAGUAUGUUGUGAGCACUAUCAAAAGAAUCAGGGAUCAAAAUAAGGGACCACGGGAGAGUGUCCUGUUCCUGAUUGCUACUUAUGUUGUAGGAAAAGAGAAGAUUUUGCUUGAGAUAUCACGCCGGUGUGACUGCUUAUUACAUGUGGAUGGUAGGAAGAUGGGGAUUUUGUCCGUGUUAGGGUUUGGCGACUCUGGGGUUUUUACACAGGAUAUUUCUGCAAGCAAUAUUCAUGUGGUUGGUUGGAACCUACUGGGUGAAACUUGGCCGUACUUCCGACCCAAUUUUGUGAAGAUGAAGGAGCUUAUGACAGAGAGAGGUUAUUCAAAGGCGGUGGGUUUUGUUUCGACUGGGUGGAUGUAUGAAACCAAGAAAGAUGGCUUUGCGACGAGGGUUAAGGAAUCGCUCGAGAUUCAUCUUGUUCCAUACAGUGAACAUUCGAACUAUGAGGAAUUAAGAGAGUAUGUUAGAUUCUUAAGGCCAAAACAUGUUAUUCCCACUGUGGGCAUGGAUGUUGAGAAACUACAUGGUAAACAUGCUGUUGCUUUGCAGAAGCAUUUUGCAGGUUUGGUUGAUGAAACAGCAAACAAGCACGAGUUUCUCAUGGCUUUCCAUCAGAAGCUGGGGGAUGCUGAUACUAUGGCUGGAAAUGAUGUGGCAUCUAAUACAGACAAGCAAGACAGUGCAGAAGGAAGGGAGAGUUCAUAUUCGGAGCCAUUGCAAUCAGGGGAGAAAUCUCAUCUGCAAGCCCCAUAUAUGUCAAAUGAUGAGGACAUGGCUGGAGGUAUCAAAGAGCUUAAAGAUUGCUUGCCAUCUUGGGUGACCCAGAAUCAGAUUUUAGGUUUGCUGAAAAGCUCGGGUGGAGAUAUUGUUGCAGCAGCUUCGCAUUUUUUUGAGCAUGAAACCGAGUUCUAUGAGCAAGCAAAGGCUGUCACUCUUUCAGUCCCCAGAAAUCAAAACAACUGCACUGAAAUUGAAUCUUUUCCUUCUCAGAAAUCUACUCAAGGGCAAUCCAUAUGUGGUUUAAAGAAUUAUUUGGAUAACGCUAAAACACCAACCAGGCAGAAGCCUACAUCACCGAGUUCUAAUUUGCCCAAAAAAAGGGGUUUAGGUACUGGAAAUAAGCCAAAAAAGAAAGGAAAAUCUAGCUCAGGCUUAGAAUCCAGUGGAUGCAAGCAGACUACAAUCACCAAAUUUUUUGGAAGACUUGAAGCUCGUGCUUCUCAUGAUGAUGGACCUUGUAUAGUUACUGCUGAUCGUCUUCUGGAAAAUGGGAAUCAAACGCUAACUGAUGCCGAUGAAACAUACAAACAAGAGUUGGAUCAGUUUCUUCAAAUAAUAGGUGGUUCUAUGCAGAGAGACUCUGCUGCCUUAUUACUGGAGCAGACAAAAGGAAACAUUGAUGUAGCAGUUGAUAUGUAUUUCAGUGGUUCUAAGCUUGCAUCUGGUAGCAAGGAAAUUUUAUUUUCUUGCAGUGCCCAUGUUGACAAGGAUGAGAGCCUUGCUAGUAGUUGUACUUCAAAGGCCAACAUUUCUUUUGAGGCAACAACAAACUUGCCUACUUUGUUUGUACGAGGUUCUUCAACAGAGGACACAAGUAUAAAUAAUGUAUCAUUACCAAUUGAAAAGUAUUCUCCUGUUGAGCAUGCUUGCUGGAAGGCUGGACAGCCUGCUCCCUACUUGCACCUGGCACGUACAUUUGAUUUGGUGGAACGAGAAAAAGGCAAAAUAAAAACCACUGCGAUGCUUUGCAACAUGUUCAGAAGCUUGCUUGCUUUAUCUCCUGAUGAUGUGCUACCUGCUGUGUACCUAUGCACAAACAGAAUUGCUGCUGACCAUGAAAACAUGGAACUAAACAUUGGUGGCAGUCUGGUCAUAACUGCAUUGGAAGAGGCUUGUGGGACAAGCAGGUCUAGAAUUAAAGAAAUGUACAAAACUUCUGGUGAUUUUGGUAGGAUGAAUUGUAAUUAUUUGGUAAUCAUAUAUUUACACUCAAUAAUCUUUAUUAACUCCUGGAUACUCUUUAAAGGUGAUGUUGCGCAAGAAUGCCGGCAGACUCAAUCAUUGCUUGGUCCUCCUCGCCCUCUUUCUAUUCAUAAUUUAUUUUGUGUGCUUCAGAAGAUAAGUGUUACAACAGGUGCUGGAAGUGCUAUUCGAAGAAAAAAUCUUGCUGUAAAUCUUAUGCGUUCUUGUAGAGAAAUGGAAAUAAAGUUUCUUGUUAGAACUUUGGUUCGUAAUUUGCGUAUUGGAGCUAUGAUGAAAACCAUUUUACCAGCACUAGCACAAGCUGUGGUGUUGAACAGCUACUCUCGAACGCAGCACAUGGGAUCCCUGGAGAGCCUAAAAUCGCAGCUUCAGGGCAUCUCUGCAGCAGUUGCUGAGGCCUACAAUAUACUUCCAAAUUUGGAUUUGCUUAUUCCUUCUCUUUUGAGCAAGGGCAUUGAUUUUUCAGCAUCGACUUUAACAAUGGUGCCAGGCACACCAAUUCCUCCUAUGCUUGCUAGAAUUACCAAUGGUGUUUCACAAGUGUUGAAGUUAUUUCAGGGUAGAGCUUUCACCUGUGAAUACAAAUAUGAUGGUCAACGUGCCCAAAUUCACAAACUAGCAGAUGGAUCUAUACGAGUAUUUUCACGACACAUGAAAGAAUCAACAUCUAGAUUCCCGGAUUUGAUACAUAUAAUUAAGGAAAUAUAUAAGCCUGAAUUCUCAACUUUCAUACUGGAUGCUGAGGUUGUAGCAGUUGAUAGGAAGAAUGGCUGCAAGCUUAUGUCUUUCCAAGAACUGUCAUCACGGGAGAGAGGAAGAAAAGAUUCGUCAAUCACAGUGAACAGCAUUAAGGUUGAUAUUUGCAUCUUCAUCUUUGAUCUCAUGUUUUCUAAUGGAGAGCGACUGUUGGAAUUUCCGCUCCGUCAAAGGAGGAAGUGUAUAAAAGAUUUGUUUCAUAGUGAAAAGAUCGGCUACCUAGAAUUUGCAAGGGAAAUAACGGUGGAAGCAGAAGAAGCAUUUCUGAGCAAUCAAAACACAUUGACCAAGAUAAAUUCAUUUUUUGAAGAUGCAUGCAACUCCUCGUGUGAAGGAAUAAUGGUGAAAACUUUGGAUGUUGAUGCUGGAUAUUUUGCAUCAAAACGUAGUGAAGCCUGGCUAAAGGUGAAACGUGACUAUGUAGAAGGAUUAGGUGAUUGUCUUGAUUUAGUUCCUAUUGGUGCUUGGCAUGGGAACGGAAGAAAAGCAGGAUGGUACAGUCCUUUUCUAAUGGCAUGCUACAAUCCUGAUGCUGAAGAAUUUCAAAGUGUGUGUCGUGUGAUGUCAGGUUUCUCAGAUUCUUUCUAUAAAGAGAUGAAGGAAUUUUUUUCUGGUGAAAAGAUUUUGUCCAAGAAGCCACCUUACUAUCAGACAGAUGAGUCGCCUGAUCUAUGGUUCCCUCCGGAGCUUGUCUGGGAAAUACGGGGCGCAGACCUCACAAUCUCUCCAGUGCACCAUGCUGCUGCUGGCUUAGUUCAUCCAUCUCGAGGUAUCUCGGUGAGACUACCGAGGUUUGUGCGUCCUGUAUUGGACCGAAAGCCAGAGGAUUGCAGCACGUCAGCUGAUAUUGCCUGCAUGUUUAAGUCUCAGACUAGAAGGAUGGAGGUGAGCAAGGAAGACUGAAGUGCUUCCCUUUUUAUGCUGAGGGACUUUUGUAUGGUAGCAAUGAUCUGGGAAAAUUUAUCCUCAUGUAUUCAGUUUGCCUGAAUUCAUCCUUAAGCUAUGCUUGUAAAUAGUAGGUUUUGCCUUUUUUUUUUCGCGGUUCAUUUUCUUAUAUAUCUAGGUGAAAUGGGCUGGAAAGAUUUUUUUUUUCUUAAUUUUUCUGGUCACAUUAAAAAUGGAUUCUGUUCACUUCCUGUUGAUACGAGGAAUACCAACCAAGAGUAAAUGCCUUGUAUAAUUCA
This is a messenger RNA of Phoenix dactylifera (date palm), 6224 nucleotides long. RefSeq names its product DNA LIGASE 6 (gene LIG6). Gene Ontology annotation, molecular function: ATP binding; DNA ligase (ATP) activity; DNA binding. Gene Ontology annotation, biological process: DNA biosynthetic process; DNA recombination; lagging strand elongation. The record is from RefSeq and is a predicted model, not a curated record. NCBI's taxonomy places the organism in Eukaryota, Viridiplantae, Streptophyta, Magnoliopsida, Arecales, Arecaceae.